GGCCCACAUGUCAGCGACCACAAAUCCGCGAUCCGACCGUUGGAGCGUGUGCCUCUUCUCCUUAAAACCUCGCACCAUCCCGACGAGGAGAGAGAAACCCUCCCCCGCCGACCAAAAUCAUCCUCGUCGCCGCCGCCGCCGCCACCGCCGCCGGAAGCAGUUCGUCUCCCCCGUUGGUGUUCGACCGGUGGUUAGAUCCAUGGACCGCCGCCCGCCGCUCGCCGUCUCCCCGCGCAGGCUCCGUCCGCGCCCGCACCGCGCUGCCGCCGCCGGCGCCGCCCCGCGCCCGCCCGUGGCUUGCUCCGUCCAGACCCCGCCAGGAUCGAUCAAGAAAGCAACUACCCCGAUGCGCUCCUCCUUCUGCGCGCUCCCGACGUCCCGCCUUGAGCCGACGCCGCGGGCGAAGCUGGACUUCGCCGCGGCGCCCUCGCCGGCGAGAGCGGCGGUGGCGGCGGGGAAGGAGAACCGCCACGUCGACGACGAGGUGUCCCUGGACCUCACCGCCAUGGCCAUGCCCACGCCCAUGCCCACCUGGACGGCAUCUCCGCUGCCGCCGCCGACCAGCCCGCUGUUCGAGAGGGGCAGGCUCUACGACCUCUACUCCGCGCGGCGCAACGAGCGGCUCAAGCGCAAGCACGGCUUCCCCGCCGGCGAGGAGGAAGCGGAGGCGAUGGCCGCCGACCCCUGCGUCGCCGUCGAGCUCUCCAAGCGCCGCGGCGCCAAGAAGAUGACCGGUGCCGAGUCCGUGAGGCGGUCCAUGCCGGCGGCGGCGGACUUCUCCGCCGCCGGCCGUGCCGCCACAUCUACUCUGGGUCUCAGGUCCUCCCUGCGCAGCAGCAAGGAGAUGAAGAAAACCUCCGCCGCGUCCUCCUCCUUCGCCGGCGCCAAGUCGCCGGCGGCCAAGGAGAGGAGAGCCAGCACUCGCUCGUCGGCUCGGAGGUUCUGAUCUCAUCUGAUGGAAUUGAUAGAAACAAAAAAAACAGUUUGAUCUGGUUUGAUAGGUGGAAUGUUGAUAUUCUGAAACUAUCUGCUUCAAUGUCAGUAUGAAAAAUGGCUAGGUAUUGGUAAUAUUGAUACUGUUGGUACUGAGUUUGGAGGUUGGUUUUGGGGGAGGGAAUAUGGCUUCAUAUCUUGGAUUCUUGAUAUAGAAUUGCUGAAUAAGUUGGACCAUAUUUGUAGCAAUUUUUUGUUGCUUUGGGGUGUGCACAUCCAUUUUGUGAUGCUAUUUUUUUGAGGAUUGUGAUCAUAUUCAUCCUGAGUGCUGAUGAAACCGCAGUGCUUGAUGUUUUCAUUUUCCAGGCUAGUGGUGAGAUAUGAUUGGUUUGUCCAACUAGUUGUUAGCUUUACAGUUGUUGCCUUCCUGUUUCAGAGCUUGAUUCAAAUUUGAGUUUGAUCCAAAUUUGCAGUCGA
Messenger RNA from Oryza sativa Japonica Group (Japanese rice), 1410 nucleotides. RefSeq lists its product as uncharacterized. Lineage: Eukaryota; Viridiplantae; Streptophyta; Magnoliopsida; Poales; Poaceae. The record is from RefSeq and is a predicted model, not a curated record.